Molecule: messenger RNA, 963 nt
Organism: Pogona vitticeps (central bearded dragon)
Lineage: Eukaryota; Metazoa; Chordata; Lepidosauria; Squamata; Agamidae
Product: olfactory receptor 5J3-like
Biological process (GO): G protein-coupled receptor signaling pathway
Cellular component (GO): membrane
Molecular function (GO): G protein-coupled receptor activity; olfactory receptor activity
Source: RefSeq, a predicted model, not a curated record
AUGAGAUUCAUAUUCCAGAAAUUAAUGGAUAGAGAAAAUUGUACAGAGGUGACCAACUUCAUUCUCCUUGGCCUAACAGUACACUUGGAGAUACGGCCUCCUCUCUUUGUGUUGUUUUUGGGCAUCUAUGUUGCCACUCUGAUGGGGAACCUUGGGUUAAUAGUAUUAAUUUGGAUGGAUCCUCAGCUCCACACACCCAUGUAUUUCUUCCUCAGCAGCCUGUCUUUCUUGGAUGUCUGCUAUUCCACCACCAUCACGCCAAAUAUGCUGGUGAACUUUUUAGUAGGCGAGAAAACAAUCUCUUAUGUAGCCUGCAUUGCACAAUAUUUUUUCUUUGCCAUUUUUGCAACCACUGAGUUUUUUCUCUUGGCGGCCAUGGCCUAUGAUCGGUACCUGGCCAUCUGCAACCCUCUGCUGUACAAAUCUAUUAUGACUAAGAGGCUUUGUGCCACUUUGAUUGUAGGAUCCUACCUAUGGGGCAUUGUGAACUCUAUGAUUCACACAUGUGGAUUGUUAAGAUUAUCCUUUUACACCUCUAAUGUUAUCAAUCAUUUCUUCUGUGAUCUCACACCCCUUCUGAAAUUGGCUUGCAAUGGUGUCUUCAUAAAUGAAAUGCUGAUAUUCAUUUUUGGCAGUCUGUUUGAAACAAGCACUCUAAUGAUUAUUAUCAUAUCUUACACAUACAUCGUUAUAGCUGUGCUAAGGAUUCGCUCCACUGGGGGGCGGCAGAAAGCAUUCUCAACAUGUGCCUCCCAUCUCACAGCAGUGGUCAUAUAUCAUGGGACAAUUCUCUUCAUGUAUUUCAGGCCCAAUUCCAGCUAUUCACUCAGCACCGACAAAAUGGCCUCUGUGUUUUAUACGGUGAUAAUACCAAUGCUGAAUUCUUUGAUUUACAGCUUAAGGAAUAAAGAUGUAAGGAAUGCUUUUAAAAAAGUGAUUGGGAAAAAGAUAUUUUCUCAAUAA